Messenger RNA from Equus caballus (horse), 2388 nucleotides. RefSeq names its product UDP-glucuronosyltransferase 1A1. The record is from RefSeq and is a predicted model, not a curated record. Gene Ontology annotation, molecular function: UDP-glycosyltransferase activity. NCBI's taxonomy places the organism in Eukaryota, Metazoa, Chordata, Mammalia, Perissodactyla, Equidae.
CUUUCUGUAUUUAAUCAAAAAUGUGAUUUUAUUGACUGAUAAGGAAUUCCAGCCAGUUGAAGUGUGGUUUGCCUGUUAAGUAACCUGGAAAAGACCUGCCGUCUUUAUUUCUAUGAGUAAACUUCCUGUUACCUUUAGCCAACUGACAGCUGCAGUCAUGUGACACAAUCAACCAUUAACUUGGUGUCCCAUCAGUUCUUAGAACGUGUUAAGUGGGAGACGGCAAACUUCUGGCUAGUCAAAGUCUGGUAGCAAAGGCCAGGACGCCAUGGCAGCGGGGUCCCAGGGUCCACGUCUGCUUGUCCUAGGCCUGCUAUUGUGUGUGCUGGGCCCCGCUGUGUUGCAGGCCGGGAAAGUAUUGUUGGUCCCAAUAGACGGCAGCCACUGGCUGAGCUUGGUCGGGGUCCUCCAGCAGCUGCAGCAGAGGGGACACAAUAUAGUGGUCCUAGCGCCUGACGCCUCCGUAUACAUUAAGGAAGGAGCGUUUUAUACCUUGAAGAGGUACCCCGUGCCUUUCCGAAGGGAGGACUUCGAAGCGACUUUUAUCAGUCUCGGGCAUAGUGUUUUUGAGAAUGAUCCUUUCCUGCGGCGUGUGGUCAAAACCUACAAGAAAGUCAAAGAGGAUUCAGCUCUGCUUUUGUCUUCCUGCUCCCAUUUACUGCACAACAACGAGGUGAUGACCUCCCUGGUGGAAAGCAGCUUCGACCUGGUGUUGACAGACCCAUUCCUUCCUUGCGGCCCCAUCGUGGCCCAGUACCUGGCUGUGCCUGUUGUGUUCUUCUUGAAUGCACUGCCGUGCAGCCUGGACUUUCAGGGUACCCAGUGCCCCAACCCACCGUCCUAUGUGCCCAGAUCUCUGUCCUCUAACUCAGAUCACAUGACCUUCCUGCAGCGGGUGAAGAACAUGCUCAUUGCUUUGGUAGAGAGCUCUCUGUGCAGUGUGGUUUAUUCCCCGUAUGCGCCACUUGCCUCCGAAAUCCUUCAGAAAGACGUGACUGUCCAGGACCUUAUGAGCUCUGCGUCUGUCUGGCUUCUCAGAGGUGACUUUGUCAAGGAUUACCCCAAGCCCAUCAUGCCCAAUAUGGUUUUUAUUGGUGGGAUCAACUGUGUGAGCAAAAAACCACUAUCCAAGGAGUUUGAAGCCUAUGUCAAUGCUUCUGGAGAACAUGGAAUUGUGGUUUUCUCUUUGGGCUCCAUGGUCUCAGAGAUUCCGGAGAAGAAAGCGAUGGAAAUUGCUGAUGCUUUGGGAAAAAUACCUCAGACAGUCCUGUGGCGGUACACUGGAACUCCACCACCAAAUCUUUCGAAGAACACAAUACUCGUCAAGUGGCUGCCCCAAAAUGAUCUGCUUGGUCACCCGAAGACUCGUGCCUUUAUUACACAUUCUGGCUCCCAUGGUGUAUAUGAAGGAAUCUGCAAUGGCGUUCCAAUGGUCAUGAUGCCCUUGUUUGGUGAUCAGAUGGACAAUGCAAAGCGCAUGGAGACCCGGGGAGCUGGAGUGUCCUUGAACGUCCUGGAAAUGACUUCUGAUGAUUUAGCAAAUGCCCUAAAAACUGUCAUCAAUGACAAAAGCUAUAAGGAAAACAUCAUGCGCCUCUCCAGCCUUCACAAGGACCGCCCCGUGGAGCCACUGGACCUGGCCGUGUUCUGGGUGGAGUUCGUGAUGAGGCACAAGGGGGCCCCGCACCUGCGCCCUGCAGCCCACGACCUCACGUGGUACCAGUACCACUCUUUGGACGUGAUCGGCUUCCUCCUGGCCGUCGUGCUGGGAGUCGCCUUCAUCGUCUAUAAAUCUUGUGCCUUCGGCUUCCGGAAGUUCUUUGGGAAAAAAGGGCGAGUUAAGAAGUCCCACAAAUCCAAGACACAGUGAGAAGUGGGUGGGAAGUGAACCAAACUUGCAAAUGGGGUCAGUGUGAAAUUCAUGUUUUGCUUAUUCAAGAAAUACUGAGCCAUAAGUUAAACACCCCAGUGUUUUUAAAAAUGAAAACAAUCUAAUUGCUAGUCACGCCUAUAGAGAGAGAUAUUUGAAUAUGCUUUCUGCUUCUUCCAAUAUCUUUAAUCUGGACUCUCUUGUCAUCUUUCAAGUGACUUGCCAAGAGGAUGGACAGGUCCUCCUUCAUCCUGCAUUGCUUUUCUUACUCAGGUAGGGCCUGUUUGGGAGCGCGGGUUUCAGAGGUGGUCCCACGGCACCCCCACCUUGGAUGCUGAUUCUAACAUCAUCCUCUGGCUUCCGUAGACUGUUGUGAUCAAUUCCUUCAUCAAUGAUGGCAGAUCCUAAUUUAUGCUCAUGCUUCACAGAUGUCACUUGUGUGUUUAAAAAAGGAUAUGUUUAUUCCUGUAGGGCAUAGCUCCUUGCACUUGAAAUAAACGAGCAAUGUAGAGUCCUUC